This is a messenger RNA of Alligator mississippiensis (American alligator), 1747 nucleotides long. Its product is annotated as cytochrome P450 2K1-like. Lineage: Eukaryota; Metazoa; Chordata; Crocodylia; Alligatoridae. Gene Ontology annotation, molecular function: heme binding; iron ion binding; oxidoreductase activity, acting on paired donors, with incorporation or reduction of molecular oxygen, reduced flavin or flavoprotein as one donor, and incorporation of one atom of oxygen. Gene Ontology annotation, biological process: xenobiotic metabolic process. The transcript has 9 exons. The record is from RefSeq and is a predicted model, not a curated record. The coding region runs from base 121 to 1611 and encodes 496 amino acids. Gene Ontology annotation, cellular component: intracellular membrane-bounded organelle; cytoplasm.
UCCUCCAUUGUACAUGAUGUUUGUGCAGUAGUCUGUGUUCUCCAGCAUUACACCGUGGUCUAGCUUGUUCUGCUCACCCUCUCAUUUUAACCCUUCCAACCACCUGCUUGCUGAAGAGAAAUGGAUUGGGCUGAUCCCGUUCCGAUAUUUCUGGUGGUUGCCCUGACCCUCAUGUUUAUUAUAAAAAUUGCAAGGUUCUGGAGUACCCGCAUCAGAAAGGAUUUUCCCCCAGGACCAAGGCCUUUACCCAUCAUUGGAAACCUGCACAUCAUCGAUCUGAAGAGACCCUACCGGACUCUCAUUGAGCUGUCAAAAUCAUAUGGGCCAGUCUUCAGCAUUCAGAUGGGAUUCACAAAGAUGGUGGUGCUCUCAGGCUACGAGACCGUGAAGGAAGCUCUGGUGAAUCAGGCAGAUGCAUUCGCAGAGAGGCCUAAAAUUCCAGUAUUUGAAGAAUUAUCCAAAGGAAAUGGAAUUAUUUUUGCACGUGGUGAAAACUGGAAAGUGAUGCGAAAAUUUACUCUCUCAACCUUGCGAGACUUUGGGACGGGCAAGGCAGCCAUUGAGGACCGGAUAGUUGAAGAGUGUGAACAUCUGAUAGAGAAUAUUGAAUCUCAGAAAGGCAAACCCUUUGAUCCCACAAUAAUAAUGAAUGCAGCAGUCGCUAAUAUAAUCGUAACCAUAUUACUCGGAAAGCGGUUUGGCUAUGAAGAUCCCCAGUUCAUUAGACUCCUAUAUUUGAUUACUGAAAGUAUAAGGGUUAGUGGAUAUCCCUCAGUUGCAGUCUAUAAUAUGUUCCCAGCCCUUGGAUUUCUCCUGAAGGGUCACAAAACUCUUCUUCGAAAUAGAGACGAAAUACGUGCUUUUGUACAAAUUACUGUCAUAGAACACCUCAAAAACCUAGACAAAAACGAUCAGAGAAGUUUGAUUGAUGCUUUCCUCAUAAAACAGCAGGAGGAGAAAAAUGACAAUGAUGGUUAUUUCCACAAUGAGAAUUUGAAAAGCCUUGUAGGCAAUUUGUUUGCUGCUGGCAUGGAGACCACUUCCACUACACUACGCUGGGGCUUUCUCCUAAUGAUGAAGUACCCCAAAAUUCAGAAAAAAGUCCAAGAUGAGAUAGCAAGAGUUCUAGGAUCAAAUCCACCGCGAACUGAACAUCGAACUAAGAUGCCCUACACGGAUGCCGUUGUCCAUGAAAUCCAGAGGUUUGCCAAUAUCCUGCCAUUGAAUCUACCUCAUGAAACUACUGUAGAUGUCACUCUCAAAGGCUACUUCAUUCCAAAGAAUACCUACAUCAUCCCCUUGCUGGCCUCUGUGCUGCAAGACCAGUCUCAGUGGGAGAAGCCAGAUGUUUUCUAUCCUGAGCAUUUUCUUGACUCUGAAGGAAAAUUUGUAAAGAAAGAGGCCUUCAUGCCAUUCUCAGCAGGCCGCAGGAUAUGUGUGGGUGAGAAUCUUGCCAAAAUGGAGCUCUUCCUCUUCUUCACGAGCCUCCUGCAGAGGUUCACGUUUCACCCUGCCCCUGGCCUUUCCAGCUCAGACCUGGACCUCACCCCUGCAGUUGGGCUUGGUGCACUGCCAAUGCCCUAUCAGAUCUGUGCAGUGCCCCGGGUUUAGGGCUUCUGCUCUAGCAGCCAUGCCUUACCUGUGUGGUUUCAUUUCCCUCCAUUCCCCACCACCCUACCUCCUGCCGCACACAUCCAUACAACUCAUUGCUUUCUUCUCUGCUUUCCACUUUGUGUGGAGCUGGGUG